UCUACUUCCUGGAUUAUUCUUUCGUGGUGCGAUAAAAAAAAAUCAUUAGAUUAAAAUUCGAGCAGAUGUGUGGCAGAUUAAUACGACAGAGGGAAAUCACCGUCAAGUCAAACAGAAGGACCCAAAUCCAUCACAAAGAAGCAUCAAAGCAGCUAAGCUUUAAUCAUUCUUUUGUAAACAAGAUUCUUCCCAAACAGACCACUCUAGUUUGAUGCAACGUUAGCUAGCUAUUCAGCUCAUUUUAGCGUUCAAGGGUGUCUUUGGCAAACAAAACACUAGAUUAUGGUAAUAAAACAGGCAUGUUUAAACUGUAGUAGCGCCAGUGCCUGCCAAUUCAACAGACAAUUGUGUUUUUAACAGCGUAGGUAGCAGUAGAAACUGAACAGGUUGUUGGAUAGCUAGCGAUUCCAGCGGUCUCUGUUACUCAACGAUAAAAGGUAGUUAGCUAGCUAACGGUAAAGAAAUCCGAUAUGUCGAAAUACACUAGUUUUCCGGAGCCGAAUGACGAUCACAAUCCAUUUCAGGAUCCUUCAGUGACUCAACAUAGUAGCAACACAGACUAUCCUACGCUGGACCUCUACAAUCCAUUUGACAACAGAGCGACCGGGCCUCCACCUCCUUAUGAGGCCACCUCUCCAUCUGCCCCACCUCCAACUCAAAUCCCACCCAGCAGGACCACUCCCACAGAACCUAAAAACUACGGCUCCUACAGCACACAGCAAUCUGCAGUGAAUUCUACCACAGAAGACCUCCUUCGGAAGCAGGAGGAGCUGGAGCGGAAAGCCAGGGAGCUGGAGAGGAGGGAGCGAGAGCUGGACUCCCACGCCCGCGGCACAGGGACCGGCCGUCAGAACAACUGGCCUCCUUUACCAUCUUUCUGUCCAGUGGGACCCUGUUUCUAUCAGGAUAUUAAUGUGGAGAUAAGCCAGGGCUUCCAGCGAACAGUCACCAUCAUGUACUACUUCUGGAUGUACACAGCUUGUGCUCUGAUCUUCAACCUGAUCUCUUGCCUGUCCCUGUUCUGUGUGGACACCACUGGUGGAGUGGGCUUGGGCUUGGCCAUCCUCUGGUUUCUGCUCUUCACCCCUUGCUCGUUUGUCUGCUGGUACAGGCCCGUGUACAAAGCCUUCAGGAGUGAUAGCUCCUUCAACUUUUUUUUGUUCUUCUUCAUCUUCUUUGUCCAAGUGGUGGUCUAUGUAAUCAUGACCAUUGGCAUCCCUGGCUGGGGCUUCAGUGGUUGGAUCGUGGCGCUUGGUGCGCUGAAUAGGAAUAUGGCAGUUGGAGUGAUCAUGCUGCUGAAUGCCGUGGCCUUCACUGCCCAGGCCGCUAUGGGAGUUGUCAUGCUCAAGAAGGUCCACUCUUUGUACAGGCAGACCGGAGCCAGCUUCCAGAAGGCCCAGGCGGAAUUCGCUACUGGCGUGCUUUCCAAUCAGGCAGUGCGCCAGGCAACUGUGAGUGCCUCUGCCUCGGCCGCACAGGGGGCCUUCAUCGGAGCCCAGUAGAGUGAAGGACUAAGGGCAGUGGGGAUGGGGGGGAGGGAGAGGAUGGAGGGCCAAAAAAUAGGAACUAGGGAUCGUCCUAUACUUGCAGGCCGACUUUGUUCCAAAUGACACCUACUAACUUGUGCUAGGUAUUUCUUGAUUGUGUGUAAGGUGUAGAUACCGUAGAUCAAGGUGAAAUGUAAUAACAUGAUGUUGCCCAUUUAUUGGCUUGCUAACUGGUCAGCCGUACUGCUGAACCUCAGACCUGCUAGUCACUCAUUUUACCAAAUUAGUCUAUAUAAAUACCUAGCUGAAGGAACAGGAAUUGCCUGUGUAAUUUCCUGUCAUGUGCUGAAUAAGGAAAGGGAGGAAAUCAGUGAAUUAUGGAUGGCCAUUACUAACCGUUGGGCAGGUGUUGUGAAUAAUGCUACUUUUGUGGUAGGAUUAUUAACCUGUUUGAGAAAUGAAAGUGAAAAGGUUAAGAAGCAUCAGGAAAGAAACAGAGAGAAUCAUAAUUAUGCUUCUUGUUUGUAAUAAGAGUCAGGAGGUGUGACAGUAUUGAGUUUAAAUAGUGAAGAGUUCACACCAGAAGUGACUACUUGCAACACAGAUCUAAAGUAGCCUGUACACUGUAGCAUACAUUCUUUAAAUUGCAAGUAAAUACACAUAAAUGUACAUUAAAAGACAGUUUAACUGUUAUGUAAUAGACAAUACACAAUGAAAUCAUUUUAAAAGGUGUAUUCUAUAAGAUUUAAACACAAAUGUCUUAGAAAUUAGGCAUAUUGCUCUGUAACCUGACAGGACUUGUCAGUCAUUUUUGAGAGGACAGCCUGAGGUAACCAUCACUGUUUUAGUUGUUAAAAUGAACAUUAGAAAGAUGUUAUUUUGGAUCUUGGCUUCAUAUUUUACCCAAUGCAGCUUUACCAGUUUGGUACUAAAACAUAUAUGUUCCAGUAGCUCCAUUUCUACUUAAGACUGUUGCCAUUCUGCCUGCCUCUUGCUGAUGAUCAGUAACAGAAAAUUACAGACAUCUGAUUGCCACAUAUUGUAUAAACUUUUGAUUGGCACGUGUUGUAUAUAUUUCUGACCAGACUAGAGACCCCUUAUGUUUCUGGUGGUGGGUUUACUUUUUUCCCAUGUAGGACAUGGUUUACUGUGGUGCCACAUUUGUAACUGCUAAUUUUGAUGCAUUUUGUAUUCUAACCUGAAUGCCAAACAAAAUGUUCCUUGACUCUUCUUUACUGUAUUGAAAAUAUGGAGGGGGCAUAAAUCGCCAGAGCAAAGCAAAUUACCAACAGUCUAGCUCUCAUUGUUCUGUUACCUGUUUUGAAUGUAUAUAUUUUGCCUUUAUAGACAUAUUCUGUCGUAAUUCUUCAUAUUUAUCAAGGAAUGCCAAUUUAAGAUUUUGCAUAAUGCCAAAAGUAUGUCUACAACCUCUCCACCCCCCACCCCAAAAGCCCGCAUCCAAACAAACAAAAAAAACGUGUGUGCGUGUGUUUUGGUAUUGGUGCUGUAGGCUAUUAUGUUUGUCAUCGCAGUUUAAUUGUUUUAAUAAAAUUAAUGUAUGUGAAUCUAA
This is a messenger RNA of Electrophorus electricus (electric eel), 3057 nucleotides long. It is a transcript of the gene scamp3, whose product is annotated as secretory carrier membrane protein 3. Lineage: Eukaryota; Metazoa; Chordata; Actinopteri; Gymnotiformes; Gymnotidae. Gene Ontology annotation, cellular component: recycling endosome membrane; trans-Golgi network membrane. The record is from RefSeq and is a predicted model, not a curated record. Gene Ontology annotation, biological process: protein transport.